CGCUCCCUCUGCUGGUGACGGCAUCGCAGCACGAAGCCGAACCCAGGAGAAGCUCAGUUCGAGGCCUGGUCCUGGACACUCGGAGAUCCCGGGCCGACGAGGAGAGGCUCGUGUCCCGGAGAACCUGAGGCCGAGAGCGUCCCAGCCCGGCCGAGGCGCGUCCCCAGGAGAACCUGAGCCUACGGCCCAGCUGCGGGCCGGUGGGGGAACUUACCCACGAUGGUGCUGCUGACGAUGAUCGCCCGGGUGGCCGACGGCCUGCCGCUCGCUGCCUCCAUGCAAGAGGAUGAGCAGUCUGGACGAGAUCUGCAACUUUAUCAAAGCCAGGCCAAGCAGCUGUUCCGCAAGCUUAAUGAGCAGUCACCCACUCGAUGUACGUUGCAAGCAGGAUCCAUGUCCUUCCACUAUGUGAUAGAGAAAGGUGUCUGCUAUUUGGUCUUAUGUGAUGCAUCAUAUUCAAAAAAACUGGCUUUUGCGUAUCUUGAGGACCUGCAGGCAGAAUUUGACGAGCAGCAUGGAAAGAAAGUCCCAACAGUCUCCCGCCCUUACUCGUUCAUUGAAUUUGACACAUACAUUCAGAAAACAAAGAAAUCCUAUAUUGAUAGCAGAGCACGGAGAAACCUUGGCUCCAUAAACACAGAGCUACAAGAUGUGCAGAGAAUAAUGGUGGCCAAUAUUGAAGAAGUAUUGCAGCGAGGAGAAGCACUCUCAGCUUUGGACAGUAAGGCCAGCGGUCUUUCUAGCUUGUCGAAGAAGUACCGACAAGAUGCCAAGUACUUGAACAUGCGUUCGACAUAUGCUAAGCUGGCAGCCGUCGCCGUUUUUGCAGUAAUGCUAAUAGUUUAUGUACGAUUCUGGUGGCUCUAAAAUUGACUGAAUGUAAUGUGGCGUGAGUGAUCUGUGCUCAUUGCACCAAAUUCUGAGAGUUCCUGGAAUGCACUUUCUCUGAGGCCUGCAAUUUAUUGCCAGUUAUUCUGGAUAUUGGUCUGUCUUUAUGUUGUAAUUACUAUGAUAUGAUAGGCCUUUAGUAUUUGGCACGAUUAAACUACAUUUACCAAUGACAGAUGUUGAACUGAAGAAGCCCUUUGGAAUGUGCAUUCUAACAUCUGAAGACGAAUAAUAAAUGUUAAUUUUGUUUUCUGAAUCAUUUUAAGAUUGGAAAUUUUGAAAAAUGCAGUAGCAAAAUCAUCCACAGAGAGAAUGACCUUCUGAAAUCUGUCUGUCCACAGGCCGGUGUGGAUCGGAGCAACGGGGCUGAGUGAAAGAUAACAUUGUGCUGUAACUGUGUAGAAAUUGAUCUCACUCGUACAUUGAAUAAAAUCACAUACCAUCAAAAUGGCUUUAUCAAUUACAAGGACAUACAUUGGUUUUAAAUGUUUGUUAGAAGAUGCUGGGAGAUCUUUCUCAUCUGUGUUUUCUCUACAACCUAAUCAAGGAACUUGGAGAUCAUUACUGUACCUUCUGUAUUGGUGUCUUUAUAUAGUAGGUAUACACAUCAGUUGUUACAAAGAGAACAACUGCCUGAUUUAAACAUACGAGGUAUCAGCAGUUUCAAUUUAUUGCUUUUAUGUAUGUCACUGCUGACAAAACCCAAGAUGAUGAUCAGACACAGAACACAUCUGAAAAGGUGUUUUUUUCAUAUUUUCUGAGCUUCGGAGAGAGAAAUAAAGAGUGAAAGAAAGAUGUGAUUGCACUGUAGAGGUGCAGGGGGCACUCACUGGGGAUGGGGUAUUUUUGUUUCAAGGAGAGACUCGAUAGGUUGGGGGUUUUACUUGGGGAGGAAAAAGCUGAUUCAGGUGUACAGAAUUGUAAGGAUAGGUCGUGAGAAACCUGACCCCUCAGCGAAGGGGUCUGUGGUUAGAUAGCAAAGGUCUAAAGUAAGAUGGAGUAAAUGUAGGGGAGACCUGACAGUUUUUUUCACUCAGAGGUUGAAAAUAACUUGGAACUUGCUGCCCAAGGGAGUUUCUCUCACAAGAACCUUUCAGAUCAACAUUGAAAUGCCAAAAUAUAGACACAGGUGUGUACUUGAUGGCUGGUCUGGACAUGAUGGGCCAAAGGGCCUUUUUCUGUGCUCUGACUCUGUUUGAUGCAGCUAAUUCACCAAUUCAAAACACACACACAAUAAAUAAAAACAGUAUAUUUGAAUUAAGGCAGACAAUGCACAUCUUCAUGUGUCAAUAAACACAAGAAAAUCUGCAGAUGCUGGAAACCCAAGCAACAUGCACAAAGUACCGGAGGAAGUCAGCAAGCCAGGCAGCAUCAAUAGAAAAGUGUAAAUAGUCAUUUACUUUUUUUCUAUAGAGGCUGCUUGGCCUGCUGAGUUCCUCCUGCAUUCUGUGUGUCAAUGUCUUUGACUUCUGAGACUUCUAAGGCAUUGCAUUUCCGAACUUGCUUUGAAGUUUUUCUAACACUGAAGGGAGCCUGUUUUUGAACAGUCAUCAAUUUCAAGAUUUGUUUUCAUAUGCUCAUCACCAUAAUAACUGAACAAGUAUUUUCCUCAGUCAAUAAGGAGACUAUUGCAGGAAGUCGUAUCAUAAAGCUCUAAGUCUCUCUGCACUGCUUGUACCUACUGCUACCCUAGUCUCUCAGCUGGAAGCUGCGGGAAAUGGGGUUGUGUUGGGAAACCUGCUUUAGAAGUCUUGUCAGCAAACAUCUUCUGCUUUGCCAUUACUGAGAUGAUGAGUUCACGUUUCAAUCUUCAUCUUCAGAAAACUGUGGGUGCGGGUUGUGGAACCAUUAUAUGUUGGUAAGGAAUCCUGUAUCAACUUGUCUUGCCCUUGCGGAUGUAAGGCUGAAAAUUUUUGUUAGAUUUCAGAAUCAGGUCUUUGUCACUGAUGUAUUGUGAAGUUUUUUUUUGUUUUGUAGCAGGUGGACAGUUUGAAACAAAAAUUAUUAGAAGUGACAAAAAGACGACAAAUAUGAAGUAGUGUUCAUUGAUCUUUCAGAAAUCUGAUGGCAAAGUUCAAAAUGGAAUCUCAUGUGGAUAGGGUGGUGGUGAAAGCUUUUGGUAUGCUGGCCUUUAUUAAUCAGAGCAUUGAGUAUAGGAGUUGGGAUGUAAUGUUGAAAUUGUAUAGGGCAUUGGUAAGGCCAAAUCUGGAGUAUUGUGUACAGUUCUGGUCACCGAAUUAUAGGAAAGAUGUCAAUAAAAUUGAGAGUACAAAGGAGGUUUACUAAAAUGUUGCCUGGGUUUCAUCUCCUAAGUUACAGAGAAAGGUUGAACAAGUUAGGUCUUUAUUCUUUGGAGCGUAGAAGGUAGAGGGGGGACUUGAUAGAGGUGUUUAAAAUUAUGAGGGGGAUUGAUAGAGUUGAUGUGGAUAGGCUUUUUCUAUUGAGGGUGGGAAAGAUUCAAACAAGAGGACAAGAGUUGAGAGUUAAAGGACAAAAGUUUAGGGGUAACAUGAGGGGGAACUUAUUUACUCAGAGAGUGGUAGCUGUGUGGAAUGAGCUUCCAGCAGAAGUGGUUGAGGCAGGUUCGAUGUUGUUGUUUAAAGUUAAAUUGGAUAGAUGUAUGGACAGGAAAGGAAUGGAGAGUUAUGGGCUGAGUGUAAGUCAGUGGGACUAGGUGAGAGUAAGAGUUCGGCACGAACUAGAAGGGCCGAGAUGGCCUGUGUCCGUGCUGUAAUUGUUAUAUGGUUAUAAAGUUAUAAAGUGGUUACUGUUGAAGUUCAGGCUGGAAGUAGUUGGGUGACCACUAGGAAGAGCAAGUAGACAGAGAGUGCAGGAUUCUCCUAUGGCCAUUCUCAAAAACAAGUGUUCUGUUUGAAUAUUAUUGCAGCACAUUCUCAAAGAGGAGAGUGUGCUACCGUAAAUUAUUGUGCAAAUUGGCACAAAUGACUUGAGUAGAAAUAAGGAUGAGGUCCUGUGGAAUGAAUAUAGGGUGUUAGGGAAGAAGUUAAGAAGCAAUACCUCCAGGGAGGUAAGAUCCAGAUUGCACCCUAUACCAUGGGAUUCUGAGGGAAGGAAUUUUUACCCUCACAAGACAGCUGAAGAAUUUGCGCAAAGGGCAGGAAUUCGUAUUUUUGGGCCAUUGGGAUUUCAUUUUGGGCAGGGUUGACCUGUAUGAGAGGAAUGGGUUACACCUAAACAGAAGGGAGACAAAUAUCCUAAUGAGCGGAUUUUCUUGUACCACUAGGAAGGGUUUAAAUGAGAUAAUUGACAGGCAGGAUAGUGAUAGAAAAAGGAGCAAAAGCAAAUUGAGCUGGCAGGACGGGAAAGAGCAUGGUAAAGUUGGGAUUAAAUUGAAUGUACUUCAGUGCAAGAGGUCUGGUAGGAAAGAUGGAUGAAUUUAGGAAAUGGAUAGGUAUUUGACUAGGGUUUUAGAGCUAUUAUUGGAGAUAUGGCUGAUGGAAGGGCGGGUGUAGUUUAAUGUUAUGGGACACAGGUGCUUUUGACAAAAUGGAGGAAACAAGGGAGAUUUAUUUUUGAAGAAGAGAAACAUCAUGACAGUAGUUAAAGAUGAUGUUACUGAAAGAUUAUCUGGUGAGGGUUUAUGGAUGGGACUGAAAAAUGAUCACCUUUUUCACCCCUCUUUCCCCAAGUAGUCCUUGGGAAUUAGAGGAAUGAAUGUGCAGGGAAAUUGGGUAGAGUUGUGAGAAGAAUAGGUUUAUCAUUGUGAGAUUUUAACUUCUAUAAUAGUGUCAUUGUAUUAAAGGUCUAUCUGGAAUAGAACUUGUUCAGUGUGUUCAGGGAAAUUUCCUCAGGCAGAAGGCAGAAGGUUCCACGGACGGAGCAAAGUUAAAUGUACUGCUGGGGAAGAAAGAAGGUCAAGUGACUGAGGCCAAAGUAGUGGAGCAUUUGACAUCCAGCGUCCAUAGUUCCAUGAUUUUAUAAAUGGUUAUGGAAAGGCACAGAACUGGUCUGCAGAUUCAAAUUCUGAAUUGGGACAAGGUAAAUUUUGACAGCAUUGGAUAGGAGCUUGCAAAGUUUGCAGGCAAAGGGACCUCUGAUAAAUGUGAGGCUUUUAAGUGAGAUAGCAAUAAUUCAAGGACUACAUAAAAGGCAAAACUGCUGGGAACCCUGGAUGCCAAUAGAUUUUGUAACUCCUGUCAAGAAAAAGGAGGCUUAGGUUUAGAAAUGGAUGGCUGGGAUCAAUCACUGGAGGCAUAGAGGAUGUCAGAAUACACCCGAGAAGGAAAUUAGGCCAAAGGGGGCAUGACAUGGCUUUAGCAGAGAAUUCCAAGGAUAUUAAAGUAUAUUAAGGUGAUAAAAUGAUUAGGGAGAGAAUAGGGUCCCUCAAAGACCAAUUUGGAAAUCCUGGAGCAACUGGAGAUGGCAGAGUUCUCAGUAUUAUUUCUCAGAGUCGGCUGUGGUCGGGUGCUUCCAAUGCAUAGGCAGUUGUCGGCACCUGGAGGUUUACGGUAGGAAGAGUUUCUCCCUUUUGCCGCCUGCUAUCGGGAGUCGAUUGGAACUUUGAGACUUUUUUUCACCAUGCCCAUGGUCUGCUCUUUAUCAAAUUAUGGUAUUGCUUUGCACUGCUGUAACCAUAUGUUAUAAUUAUGUGGUCUUGUCAGUGUUAGUCUUUGGUUUGUCCUUUUUUUAUGUGAUAUCAUUCUGGAGGAAUAUUGUAUCAUUUAAUGCAUGCAUUUCUAAAUGACAAUAAA
Messenger RNA from Mobula hypostoma (lesser devil ray), 5600 nucleotides. RefSeq names its product vesicle-trafficking protein SEC22b. Gene Ontology annotation, molecular function: SNAP receptor activity. Gene Ontology annotation, cellular component: endoplasmic reticulum-Golgi intermediate compartment; endoplasmic reticulum membrane; SNARE complex. Lineage: Eukaryota; Metazoa; Chordata; Chondrichthyes; Myliobatiformes; Myliobatidae. The coding region runs from base 220 to 867 and encodes 215 amino acids. The transcript has 5 exons. Gene Ontology annotation, biological process: endoplasmic reticulum to Golgi vesicle-mediated transport; retrograde vesicle-mediated transport, Golgi to endoplasmic reticulum; vesicle fusion with Golgi apparatus. The record is from RefSeq and is a predicted model, not a curated record.